UUGCCAGUAACACACUUCUAAAGCAUCAGUUCUUCUGCCUUCUUUUUUCAUUGUCCAGCUUUCACAUGCAUGUGAGGCGAUUGAAAAGACCAUAGCUGGGGUCAGUCGAACCUUAAUCAUCAAAGGAAAAUCUUUGCUCUUUAAAACUUUAUAGAAAUCUUUUGUAGCAGAUUUGCCCAGUACACUAGGUGGUUUGAUUUUUGACUGCUGCUUCGAUGGAUAUUGACUGUUGAUCUAAGUAGAAUAUCCUUGACAACUUCAAUUUUUUCUCCAUUUAUCAUGAUGUUGUUUUAUUCAUCCAGUUGUGAGGAUUUUUGUUUUCUUCAUGUUCAUUUGUAGUCCAUACUGAAGGCUGUGGUCUUUGACCUUCGUCACUAAGCGCUUCAAGUACUUGGAAAGCAAGUUGUGUCAUCUGCAUAUCUCAGGUUAUUAAUGAAGCUAAAUAUGUAUUCAUCAAAUUGAAUUGAAGUAUUAAUAUAAAUCUCUAAGGUUAUUCCUGCAAAGCAGUAUAAUGAUGAAGUCAAAAGUGUUACUUAACAGUCUGCUGAUUGCAUUUUCCUCAUUUAAUACAACUGGUUGGAAAACUUAACCUUGAAAAUUAUAUCACCACCGAAUGACUAAGAAUGUUGGUAAUUGUUAGGGAGGUAUUCUUGUCUUUUGAUUAAAUAAACCUAGAUUUGAAUCCAAGUCAUCGGGUGUGGCAACAUGGGAAAAUAUGCUUACUCUCUGUGCUUUGGGUUUUUUUUUCCUACUGUAAAAUGAAGAUAAUAAUAUGUACCUCAUAAAGUAGUUUUGUGGGUAAGUGAGCUAAUAGAUAGUGCUUGGCACAUAGUAACCUGUCUAUGAAUAUUAGUUCCCCUCUUUCAUUAAUCACAAAAGUAAUAAGGAUAUUCUUAAUUGCUUGGGAGGAAAUUCUAUUCUGCAAUCGGUAACAGUCCGCUCUCUAACUGAUUUUCUGUUGGAAAAAAUGUAAAACUUUAUUUCCAAGUAUCGUUAAAAUCAUUAAAGCUGGCAAGUACUUAUUGAACAACUACACCAAUAUUAUUAGUGGGAAAGUGAUGGCUGUGGUUACUAAGCCUCUGAAUAAAAUUUAUUCUCAACUCUUCAUUCAUUCUGAUGCCACUCGCUCCAGCCCAAAUAUUAAGUACUGUAAUCUUCUUUUCCCUUUAAAACAUCCUCCUAGAAUAUUUCCUCAGUUCUGCCUCCUUUUCCCAAUGCCACAUGCUUUACAGUCUCUUUCCUAGAUGACUUUUUUCUUUAAUAAUUUUUCAUAAAAUUUAUUUUAAAUGUUUAUUUAGGGAAAUUUGCUUUUCUUUUGGUCAAGAGUUUUAUUCUUGACCAGUCAGCUUUAAAAUGAAGCUUUUAUCAUCUUAAUUGUUCAGAUCUUUCUGCUUAUAAUGAAGCAGUUGAACCUUUAUUCAUGUCUGUCUUUGCAGAUGGUAACCAGAAGUGCCAGGUGAAUAGGAUCCUUCAAAGAAGGAUUGAGCAGGGUGAUAAGGUUUUGUUUGCCACCAUGGCCAUCACACAGUUCCGGUUAUUUAAAGUUUGUACCUGCCUAGCAACAGUAUUCUCAUUCCUAAAGAGAUUAAUAUGCAGAUCUGGCAGAGGACGGAAGUUAAGUGGUGACCAGAUAACUCUGCCAACUACGGUUGAUUAUUCAUCAGUUCCUAAGCAGACAGAUGUUGAAGAGUGGACUUCUUGGGAUGAAGAUGCACCCACAAGUGUAAAGAUUGAAGGAGGGAAUGGGAAUGUAUCAACACAACAGAAUGCUUUGGAACAACUGGAACCUGACUAUUUUAAGGACAUGACACCAACUAUAAGGAAAACUCAGAAAAUCGUUAUUAAGAAGAGAGAACCAUUAAAUUUUGGCAUCCCAGAUGAUAGCACAGGUUUCUCUAGUAGAUUAGCAGCUACACAAGAUAUGCCUUUCAUUCAUCAAUCUGUAAGUAUGUUAAUGGUAUUUAGGGAAGGCUUGUUUUUUUGUUUUUGUUUAAAGGAGGGGAGAAUCUAAAUGAAUUGACCAUAGUAUUUGUAUUUCUGUGAUCUUGAAACAGGUAUAGCAGUUUGAGAGAAAGGAACAUGGAGCUUUAACAGUGUAGUUUUUUUUAAUGAGAUUAUACAUUAUUCCAGUAUUAAGAUCAGAGUCUCAUUGAACACAUAAAAGAUAGAGACAAAAAUGUCAUUUAAAAAUCUGGACUUUAAAGAAAUUACCGCUAAAAUGGGAGACUUCACCUUAAUAGCAGGUUAUCUUUAAGUGAGUUACGGAUCGUUUCUCUGCUAGAGCAUAUUUACAUUUAAAGUGUGAUUUGACUUAAAAUGGGUUUGACUUAACAUGCAACAUUUUUAGGAUCAAGGUAGUGAGUAAAAUAGAUAACUGUGGUUAUUAAUCCUGAGAGCAUAUCAGAAUCAGCUUUGGAGCUUUUUAAAAACACAAAUGUUCAGACCCCAUCCCAGACUUAAUAAGUGGUGGUAGUGCUUAAGCAUGCUUUGAAUGAUUGUUUGUAUUUGUUAUCUAUUGUUGGGUAAUGACCUCAACUUAGUGCCUUAAGAUGACAAUAAACAUUGAUUAUGUCAUACAGAUUCUGUGGAUCAGGAAUCCAAAGGUGACUUUACUGGGUGGUUCUAGUUCUGGUUUCUUAUGAGUUUGCAGAUGAGUCAUUGACUGGCUUUGUAGUUAUUUGAAGGCUUGACUAGGACUGGAGGACUCACUUUAUAGGUGACUCACUUAUAAGCUGCCAAAUUAAUGCUGAUUGUUUGCAUGAAGCCUCCGUUCCUUGCUAUGGACCUCUUCAUAGGGCUGCUUGAGUUUCCUCAUAACAUAACAGCUGGUUUCCCCAGAGCCAGUGAUCCAAAAGAAAGUAUGUGGACAUGUUUUCAAACCACCACAUCUGUCUUUUGAUCUUUCUGUCUUAUUUGUUUGUGUAAACUGCACAGGUGCUUCUGAGACCCCCCUACCCUUGGGACCUAAGUUUAUAUAUGUUUUUAAUUCAUUGAGCAACACUUAUUCGCACUGUCAGGCCCCAUCCUAAGUGCUAGUAAUACAGUGAUGAGAAAAAACAAGCAGGGUUCCUGCCUCAGGAUACAUUCUACUGGGGGAGAUAUACUGUUAGAUAAAUGAUCCCACACAUGAACAUAUAGUUAUAAACUUUGAUAACUGCUGUGCAGGUUCACGAUGUUCUAAAAAUCCCAGGUGCUUUACCUGUGCAUCCUGUCUCCUGC
Messenger RNA from Trichechus manatus latirostris (Florida manatee), 3219 nucleotides. RefSeq names its product estrogen receptor binding site associated antigen 9 (gene EBAG9). The record is from RefSeq and is a predicted model, not a curated record. The transcript is spliced from 5 exons. NCBI's taxonomy places the organism in Eukaryota, Metazoa, Chordata, Mammalia, Sirenia, Trichechidae. Gene Ontology annotation, cellular component: secretory granule. Bases 1421 to 2011 code for a protein of 196 amino acids.